Molecule: messenger RNA, 1003 nt
Organism: Dreissena polymorpha
Lineage: Eukaryota; Metazoa; Mollusca; Bivalvia; Myida; Dreissenidae
Exons: 2
Coding region: 16-540 (174 amino acids)
Source: RefSeq, a predicted model, not a curated record
UGUCAUUUGUUUUCAAUGUCGAGUCAAAAGCUACAAGAAUGCCCAAAGCCUAGGCAAUGUUCAGACAACAUCAGCAAUGAUCCGGACUACCAACCCCAACCAUCUACAUCCAGACAGCCAUUUAGCCCAUUAUCAAUCAGAUGGGUGGUCGAAUCGGCAAACGCUAGAAUCAAGGGAUUCAAAUAUCUAGAUCAUGUGAUGCCAAAUAGCCAGCUGCCAUUUAUUGGUGACUUUGUUAAAAUUGUUUGCGCCAUCUCAAACAAAUACUUCCCCCCUCUAAGUUCCCCAGACCAAGUCGAACAAGAUGAAUUGAUCGCCGAAAAGAUGCUGCAACAAAAUGAAAAAGAAAACGAGCUGAAAAUGUUAGUAGAAGAGAAAGGUCUUGCUAGGAAAAAGACAAUUUGGCGGCCUAUUGAAGAUUGUGAAGUACAGGGAUUUCCGCGUUUAAGUGAUGAACAGCUAAGUGAACUAACACUUGGUGGUUUACCAAUUGCGUUUGAGUUCCAGCUACAUGCAAGAGCAUACAACUGGAAAUUGUGACAUUAAAGUGCAUGUUCACGAGCAAAGUUUGAUUUCUGCAAAAUUGCAAAGUCGCCAUACAUCUAGCAGAAUGUACAUGCUGUGGAUACGUCACAGUGAGGAUAUGGUCGAAUCAUGGUACUGCCAAUGCAAGACUGGAUCGCGAGUGGUUGGAAUGUGUUCACACAUUGCAGCUGUGGUCUGGUUCUUGUCUGCCGGUAGAUAUCAGCAAAAGGAAAGUUUGGGGUUCGAGACUGGGGAAAGUACCUGUCUGACGCUUCUGCAAUUCGUAUUGAUGAUUCAAGUUCUAGCGAGAGUGAUAGCGAAGUUUUUUAGACUGAUUAUAUUUCAUUCUACCAGGGUCUCCAUGCGCGUUUCAUAUACAAGUUUUUAAGCCUUGGCUUUGUGUUAGCACUGGGAUACCUUGAGACAUAAGUGGAAAUUGCUCAUUUUGACAAUAACGUCAUUUUCAAUUGGGACCUGC